CGCAGGAAGCGGACGGAGCGGUGGCAGCGCCAGCAUGCGUGCGGGGCUCGGGCAGGCCUUGCGGGGGCUGCUGCUGCUCUCGGCUCGCAGCUGCUCCUGCUCUGGAGCGGGAAGGAGGAGGUGGCUGGUGCCGCCGCUGCCGUGCUGCAGCUGGCUCAGCACCAUGACUCAGGGCAGCACGGAGCAGCGGGGGCGGCCCCACUCGCCCGAGUACCGCCUCUACUUUAAGAAUGCGGAGGGUAAAUAUAUUUCCCCGUUUCAUGACAUUCCUCUGCUUGCUGGAUCUAAAGAGGAUAAGGAGGUUCCUGCGAAGAGAUCAAAGACUAAUGGAAGCGAGGUAGUGUUUAACAUGGUUGUAGAAGUGCCUCGCUGGUCAAACGCUAAAAUGGAGAUUGCCACCAAGGAACCAUUGAAUCCCAUUAAACAAGAUAUAAAGAAAGGCAAGCUUCGAUAUGUGGCCAAUAUCUUUCCUCACAAGGGUUAUAUAUGGAAUUAUGGUGCCCUCCCUCAGACUUGGGAAGAUCCACACCAUAAAGAUAAGGAUACGGGAUGCUGUGGUGAUAAUGAUCCCAUUGAUGUGUGUGAAAUAGGCACAAAGGUUCACUCUCCUGGUGAGAUCAUUCAGGUAAAGGUUCUUGGAGUUAUGGCUCUUAUUGAUGAAGGAGAGACAGAUUGGAAGAUUAUUGCCAUCAGUGUGGAUGACCCAGAAGCCCAGAAAAUUCAUGAUAUUGAUGAUGUCAAGAAACACAAACCGGGUUAUCUUGAGGCUACAGCUGAGUGGUUCCGAUUAUAUAAGGUCCCAGAUGACAAACCGGAAAAUCAGUUUGCUUUUAAUGGAGAGUUUAAAGACAAGGAUUUUGCUGUUGAAAUUAUUAAAUCCACCCAUGAAUACUGGAAAGCUUUGCUUCAUAAAAAGGCUGACCCAGGUGCUAUAAAAUGUACGAAUGUUUUGGUGCAUGACAGCCCCUUUUGUUGCAGUGAAGAGGAAGCCAGGUUAAUUGUGCAAUCAGCACCACCUCCUGCGAGUGGAGAUUCUGUUUCUGCAGAAGUUGAUGUGUGGCACUUUCUUAACAAGUGAUCAUCGGAAUGUUCUGAAGUCACAUCAUCAAAUCUUAAAUCAUCCCUUUUUUCCUGAGUUUUGAAGACAGGCUUGGUUUCUAAUUGCUGGGUUCCUGUUGGAACAACUUUUCAAGUAGCAUAAACCCUCUAUCAUGUAAAUAAACUGAGAUUUUUAAAUUGUU
Molecule: messenger RNA, 1241 nt
Organism: Gopherus evgoodei (Goodes thornscrub tortoise)
Lineage: Eukaryota; Metazoa; Chordata; Testudines; Testudinidae
Gene: PPA2
Product: inorganic pyrophosphatase 2
Exons: 12
Coding region: 35-1078 (347 amino acids)
Biological process (GO): phosphate-containing compound metabolic process
Cellular component (GO): extracellular exosome; cytoplasm
Molecular function (GO): inorganic diphosphate phosphatase activity; magnesium ion binding
Source: RefSeq, a predicted model, not a curated record